Plasmodium inui San Antonio 1 is the source of this 846-nucleotide messenger RNA. RefSeq lists its product as hypothetical. The record is from RefSeq and is a predicted model, not a curated record. The coding region runs from base 1 to 846 and encodes 281 amino acids. Gene Ontology annotation, cellular component: dynactin complex. Gene Ontology annotation, biological process: cytoskeleton-dependent cytokinesis. Lineage: Eukaryota; Apicomplexa; Aconoidasida; Haemosporida; Plasmodiidae. The transcript is spliced from 5 exons.
AUGAAGUUAAAUUGUGCAGAGAAAAAAACCCUUUUAGAAAAUCUCACAAAUAGGAUGAUCAGAAUAGAACAAGCUAUAGGUAGCAUAAAAUUUUACGAAAAAGCAAGCGACGCAAAAAGGCUUCCUAAAGAUGGCUCAUCAUCUGCUAGUGGCGUAAAAACAGUCGAAGGGAGAGAGGAGGACUAUCUUAAUAAACCUAUUGUUAGUUUUGAUGGCCCUCAUGAUAACGACGGUGAUGAGCACCAUGAUGACGACCGCCAUGACCACCACGGUCACGAUGAGGGACAGAGAGCUGAGCCAAGCAGAGAAGACGAAGAGGACUACAAUGAAAUAAAGUCCCGUUUGGAAAACGUACCGACGGACCUCCUGGGCACGCACAAAGACGAGAUGAUAGAACUCAUUAAGAAGCACGGGCACAAGAACAGCGUAGCCGUCCACAUUUGCACCAUCAAGUUGAUUCUGCAGCAGAUCGCGAAGGAGUUCCUCCAAGACAUCUAUGCCCAAUACAACGACUUCUACAUCUACAUCCACAGCAACAGCAUCCUCGAUGUUUACAAUACCUUUGAGUACAAGCGGAACAUCAUUUUGUCUCACUUGGAUUUCAUGAAAACUUACAGCCAGCAAGUUCAGAAAAUUCUGCAGCUAAAGGAAAAUAUAAACAGCUACAAAAUGUCGGAAGCGGAGCUACACCUGGAGAGGUUGCAAAAAAUUGAACAGAAAAACGAAGCCCUGUUUUCGCGAAUUUCCGCAGUGAAUGUCGCCCUGGAGGACGUGGCGUGUAAGUACGCCCUGAUGAUGCAGGCGGCGUCCCUAAUCGUCUCCAGACAAAAGCCAAAUGUAUCUUAA